AUCAAAGGUCACAAAAUCGAAACUAGAAAAAUGUAACAUGAACCUUUCCUUACACACGAAAGGUCGACAUGGUUAUUCUAUCGAAUUUUCGCCGUUUUUUGCAUCAAAAUUAGCGUGCGCUACCUCACAGUAUUAUGGAAUAGCAGGAUCAGGGACACUAUAUAUUCUUGAGGCUGGACCUGGUGGAUUGGUUCCUCAAACCGUAUUUGAAUGGAACGAUGGUCUAUUUGAUGUUACAUGGGCAGAAAACAAUGAAAAUGUUUUAGUAACUGGAGCAGGUGAUGGUAGUGUUGUUGUGUGGGACAUACAUCAGAGAAGGGGUCCCAUCAAGGCAUUCAAAGAACAUGUAAAGGAGGUGAAUUCAGUUCACUGGAGCCAGGCCAGACAGGAGCAUUAUUUCCUCAGUGGAUCAUGGGACAAAAGUAUUAAAUUGUGGGAUAUGUCCCGGGGGAACUCUCUCACCACAUUAAGUGGACAUGAAGCCAUUGUAUACAGCGUCCGGUGGUCUCCCAGUAUCCCAGGAUGCUUUGCAUCUGCUUCAGGGGACCACACAGUCAGAGUUUGGGAUAUAAGGAGACCAGAAAUGUCCCAGACUGUGAUACCUGCCCACAACUCAGAAAUUCUCACCUGUGAUUGGUCAAAAUAUGACCAGAACCUGUUGUUUACUGGGGGAGUGGAUGGAGCUGUCAGGGGUUGGGACAUAAGGAACCUCCAGUCCCCUAUCUGUGACAUGAGGGGUCACACUCUGGCUGUCAGGAGAAUCAAGACUUCAGCCUUUCAACGGAAUAUCCUAGCUUCUGUAUCGUAUGAUUUCACAACAAGGUUAUGGGACUUCACAAUAAAUAUGGCAGUGGAAACAUUGGAGCACCACACAGAGUUUGUGUACGGACUGGAUUUUAAUCUCUUCAAGCCUGGAGAAAUGGCCGACUGCUCUUGGGAUGGGAUAUUAAGAGUGUUUACACCUAAAACUCUGUCCAAUCCAGGAAUGUCCUUACAACACUAAAAUUUGCCCUUGUGUUGCUAGAUUGUUCCUCAAUCAUGGAGAAACCUUCUAAGCAGUUUAAGUGUGCUUGUACAUUUAUAAAAUCAUCAGUGCUCUUAUUUUUAGCUACAGUGUUGUAAGGGAAAGCUUGCAUUAGCCAGAACAUACCUAUAAUUUUACUGUUAUACAUUCUAGUAUAAAGCUAUUUUCAUUUCCAGUAUUUACAUGUAACAGGUAUUUGGGAUGUUAUUUGUAGAUGAAAAAUGGUUCCAUUCAUUUUAUCCUAUUAACAGAAUAUGUGCUAUUACAUGCAUAAUUUAAUUUUUAAAUUAUACCUAAUUUUUAUUUUACCAAACUGAAAAACUAUAUUUUCAGUGGUACAAUAAUCUACAAUUUGCUACUGGUAAGUUGUAAUUAAUUACUAUUUGAAAGGAUCAAGGCUAAUGUAUUGGAUUGUUGUGUGAUCAAUUUGUUGUCAAGGGGUAAAAUAUAUUCUGUCUAUGAAAUAUGUGUUGUACAUAUGAAUAUGGUGAUUUUUUUUUAAUAAACAUGUAUAUGGCUAAUGCACACAGUGUAUAUAUAAUCCAAAAUUUUAGUACUGUAAUGAUGAUUGUGUCCAACUAAUUGUGAGUGUUUAAAAUUAGCAAAAUAUGUCUUUCAUGUGUAUAUAAUAACAUUUUUAUAUAAUUAUUUGUAUACUGUAGAAGUACUCUCUUCCACGUGGUAUUAAUUUACGCUAUGUACGUGGUCACAAACUUUCCACAGAAAUUUGUCCCAUUGGACUCAAUAUACAUGUAAGGUAUAUAGUGAGAAUCUAGGAAAUCCUCUUAAUUUUCUACCCGCGGAUUAAAAGGAAACAGAGAUUCCGGGGAAUUAUGACCUCAUGGAAAAAAGUAUGUCUACAGUAUAUAAAAUCAUACAUAAUUAUAUAUAUAUAAAUCAUGAAUUAUUUUCCCCUUGGAAUUAUUUACAAAUGUUACAUUUUUUGUCAAAUCAAUGAAUUCUACUGAUAAAAGUAAUACAAUCAGAAUACACUUUC
Saccostrea cuccullata (small rock oyster) is the source of this 2021-nucleotide messenger RNA. Its product is annotated as peroxisomal targeting signal 2 receptor-like. The record is from RefSeq and is a predicted model, not a curated record. Gene Ontology annotation, cellular component: peroxisomal matrix; cytosol. Gene Ontology annotation, biological process: protein import into peroxisome matrix. Gene Ontology annotation, molecular function: protein binding. Lineage: Eukaryota; Metazoa; Mollusca; Bivalvia; Ostreida; Ostreidae. The transcript is spliced from 9 exons. Bases 38 to 1003 code for a protein of 321 amino acids.